This is a messenger RNA of Leptonychotes weddellii (Weddell seal), 992 nucleotides long. The record is from RefSeq and is a predicted model, not a curated record. NCBI's taxonomy places the organism in Eukaryota, Metazoa, Chordata, Mammalia, Carnivora, Phocidae.
CGGUGUGUGUAAAAUGUGGAAUAUCGAAAGAAAUUUAUGCUUACAUGCCAUAACGUUUUAUUUAAGGAUAUGACACAUUAAAGCCAGUAUUUUUCCCCACAUCUUUUUAUUGCUUAAAGGUGGGAAAGGUUUUUAUUCCUGGACUGCCAGCCCCCUCCCUGACAAUGUCUGCCACGAUGCCUCGGCCCAGCACUCCACUUGACAGUGUUGGUACUCCUAAGCCUCUUAGUAAACUACUUGGAUCCUUGGAUGAGGUGGUUCUGUUCUCCCCAGUUCCAGAACUGAGGGAUUCUUCAAAACUUCAUGAUUCUCUCUAUAAUGAGGAUUGUACUUUCCAGCAGCUUGGAACUUACAUUCAUUCUAUAAGAGAUCCUGUCCGUAACAGAGUAACUCUGGAAUUGAGUAAUGGCUCCAUGGUUAGGAUCACUAUUCCUGAAAUUGCCACCUCUGAAUUAGUGCAAACAUGUUUGCAAGCAAUUAAGUUUAUCCUGCCAAAGGAAAUAGCUGUUCAGAUGCUUGUCAAGUGGUACAGUGUCCACAGUGCUCCGGGAGGACCCAGUUAUCAUUCCGAGUGGAAUUUAUUUGUGACUUGUCUCAUGAACAUGAUGGGUUAUAACACAGACCGCUUAGCAUGGACCAGAAAUUUUGACUUUGAAGGAUCACUUUCCCCAGUCAUUGCACCCAAAAAAGCAAGGCCUUCUGAGACAGGAUCUGAUGAUGACUGGGAGUAUUUACUAAAUUCAGACUACCACCAGAAUGUUGAGUCUCAUCUUUUGAAUAGAUCUUUAUGUUUAAGUCCUUUGGAAGUUUCACAGAUGAAGGAUGAGGAUUUUUCACAGAAUCUCAUUCUGGAUUCUUCUACACUUCUGUUUACUCAUAUACCUGCAAUUUUUUUUGUUCUUCACCUUGUCUAUGAGGAGCUUAAGUUGAAUACUCUAAUGGGAGAAGGAAUUCGUUCACUUGUUGGCCUUCUUGUUCAGUUGGCAAGGUAA